This is a messenger RNA of Phialemonium atrogriseum, 1274 nucleotides long. RefSeq names its product serine hydrolase-domain-containing protein. The coding region runs from base 395 to 1135 and encodes 246 amino acids. Gene Ontology annotation, biological process: secondary metabolic process. Gene Ontology annotation, molecular function: hydrolase activity. The transcript is spliced from 4 exons. Gene Ontology annotation, cellular component: cytoplasm; nucleus. Lineage: Eukaryota; Fungi; Ascomycota; Sordariomycetes; Cephalothecales; Cephalothecaceae. The record is from RefSeq and is a predicted model, not a curated record.
AAUCAAUUUGCGGUGUUCCUGCAUGGUGUGGGGAUUUUUUAUCUUCACGCAUAAUCAUUGCUGAACUUGGAAGCGAAAGUAUUUAGGGGGGGGAGGGCGCAGCCAAGGGAACUUCAGAGGUGGAACCGAACCAAACCUCGAAGAGUUUUUCGAUGUGAGAUGUGAGCAUGAUGGUGCCGCCUUUGUUCCCUGUGUUUUGGGUUAAGAGCUCAAUGUUCCCCUCAAAUCCUCUCGACUUUGUUCUUUGCAGGCGCCACUGGUUGAGACUUGUGGAGCAAGAGCUAGGGUUAGGGUCAUUCAGGGGUGAAUAACGACCCCCAAGCCCCCUAACAAGCCCAACCCCCCCUGCCCCAGGAUCGAGACCCCCAACAAGACCCCCAACAAGACCCCGAAGAUGCGUUUUCUCUGCCUGCAUGGAAGGGCGACGUGUGCAAAGAUCUUCGAGAUGCAAACAGCAAGGAUACGCGAGGAGCUUGCCGAACACGACUUUGUGUUUCUCAACGGCGGCGUACCAAUGCAACCAGGUGACGGUGCAACAGAGGCUGGCGAAGACCUGGGCGGCGGCCUGUAUGGAUAUCUCGGGGAGCUCACCGACGUGAGCCAGUACCAAGACCUGCUCGACGGCCUCGUAGAUGCGGUGCAAAGCCAGGGCCCCUUUGACGGCAUUAUGGGAUUCUCCGAGGGGGGCAUCGUCGCCGCCACUCUGCUUCUCGAGGACGCACGGCGGCCGUUUGCCAAUUUCAAGUGCGGCAUCCUCUUCAGCGCCGCUCCUCCACUGGACCCAGACGACCUCCGGGCCGGCAUCGUCAGAUGUCUGGAUCCGGCCAAGGAUGGAGUGUCAGUCCAUGUUCCCACGGCUCACAUCUACUCGCACGAGAACGGCCCGACUGGUACUGGCACUGGUACUGGCACUGGUACUGGCAUUGCCAACGUGCAGUCGCCACUGAAUAAGCUCUGGUCCGAAGCCGGGUGGAGUACGCCAGAGCAGGUGCAUAAUUCCCUGGCGCGGCUUUGUGACAAUAGCCAGGUCUUUGUGCAUGAUCAUGGGCAUCAAGUGCCUGGGCCGAGGGAUCAUCAGGCGUUGAGAGGGGCUCUUCGAACGAUUAAUCGCACUGUCGAGAGUGCUGAUGGCUGAUGGCUGGUGGCUGGUGGUCGGCCCGAGGAGGAGAAUGAAAGACAGAAAUGUAUGGAGAAUUGGGAAGUGAUUCCCUACCUUAGGUAUUACAGACAUCUAGAGUGAAAGCCUGCAGAGCACUGGUCUCUGUUCAACUGAC